Molecule: messenger RNA, 711 nt
Organism: Tetrahymena thermophila SB210
Lineage: Eukaryota; Ciliophora; Oligohymenophorea; Hymenostomatida; Tetrahymenidae
Product: transmembrane protein, putative
Exons: 2
Source: RefSeq, a predicted model, not a curated record
AUGUUCAAUUAUCUUUUAGUUAUUGCAAGUUUAUAAUCAUAAAUCAAGAUAAAUCUUGCUCAAAGUAUAGGGAAGUACUUCAAUAAUUUUCUAAAUUUCUAUUCGUUGAUUUAUUUUACUUAUUGUAUUUAAUUAUCAGCCUUUAAAAUAAAAUAUAAAAUAUAUAUUAUCAACAAUAGUAGAAAGGCUAAGGGAAAAGACCUGAAAUAUUUAAAAAUAUUUUCAUUUUAAAACAUCCCUUAUAUUAUUCUUGUGGAAAUAUGUUUUUUAAUCAAAAAUUUAAAAUGGAAAUUCAAAAGUGAAAAAAAUAAAUAUGAAACAUGUAAUAAAAAUGGUUAAAAAACAAAUGAUUAAGUAUUAAUUAAUUUUAAACAAUAUGUAAUAAAAGCUAACUAAAAAUAAUUUAGUAAAUAAUCAUGUAAAGCCGAGUGGCGCAAUGGUAGCGCAGCAGACUUCUAAUCUGAAGGUUGUGGGUUCGAGUCCCACCUUGGUUGCCAUUUUUAUUUUUUUAACUUAAAUAAAAAAAAGAAAUGUAAUGAAUGUACUGUAAUAAAUAUUAGAGGAAAUUAAUAAAAAUUAAUUGUAAAGUAACUUUGUAUAGUAAUUAUUAGGUUUUUCAUUCAUAUAAAUUUAAACCUUGCUAAUUUUAAAAUUAAUAUAGUUAGUUAGUUUGCAGUUUAAAAUUUUAAUAUAAAUAUUUAAAAUAAAUGA